Molecule: messenger RNA, 1245 nt
Organism: Cladocopium goreaui
Lineage: Eukaryota; Dinophyceae; Suessiales; Symbiodiniaceae
Source: the annotation of a GenBank genome assembly
AUGAAGUCUGUUACAUGCCUCGUGGCAUGCUUGGUCCAGUGCUUGGUCUUCCCUUCCCUGGCGUUGACGGGCGAGUUCCUACAACGAGACCAUGCCUUGGCGGCAGAGCAGCCAGCAACGCCGGUGAAGCCUCCGAAACCCAUGUUUGGACCUGAGGCAUAUGUCCUUGGCAUCAUUGCACCGGGCUCGUUUCUGCUGGGACUUAGCGUAGUAGUAGCACUUCGUUACUACGAGAGGCACAACCCGAGCACUGACUUGGAGACAGUUGAACGUCAGCCUGAAAAUUUGGAUGAGGAUGUCUACGGAGCAGGUGUCGCAACUCUUGUCCGAGAUUCAUUCAGCUUGGUGGAUGGCAAGGGGGACCUCGUACUUCGAAUCUCCCGUUUGUCCAGCAGUUUGAUUCUCAUGAUCUUUGUCAUUGCACUUCAGGUCUUUGUUAUUCUUCAAAUGCAGAGCCUCGUGGCAAGCAGGGCAGUCACAGAGAUUCGCCAGAUCUAUGGGCGCUAUGAAUUUGUCAUGUAUGGUGCGGAAAUGUCGCAUGUCUACCUCACUCCAAACGGCUUCCCAUGUGGUGCAGACAAGCAGUACUUUGAUCCUGCAAACUUUGGACGUCUUACGGAAGAUGAACAGGCAAGUGCUUGCCGAAUUCCAUUCUCGCAGCCACAACUUUUGCUUCCCAUUUUGUUUAUUUGGACGCUUACAAUCGUGGCAGAUCUUCGCCGCUGCGGGGACCUGUUUGUGCGCCUGAUACUUGCAACACCCACGAUCACCUCCAUGCGUGAUGCAGUGGUUGAGAGUGAUGGUGAAUGUGAGAUCAUUGUGGGCUUAACGCGGCCCAUCAAAGCCAUGUUAAUGUCCACCUGCAUCCUGCCUCGCUACGUUAUCGACGUCUACUUGCUUUGGCUUGGCUGUCGAUGGCUUGCAGCCACGCCGAGCUUUGGGGACCUCCUACUGAAUGCAGUCGCUCUGGAGUUCAUCCUCUUGCUGAAAGAUACCCUGUAUGCGGGUGUGGUGCCUGACCGAAACAAGAGAGCAACGCAAAAUACACUGAUUCAACCCUGGCAGAAGACAGAACCCGCAAACUAUCGCGUGUUCCUCUCGUCAUUCUUGCUGAUUUUGGUCACAGUCAUUUGGGUGCUCUACUACGUCUAUCGCUUCCAAGCCGUACUUCCUGACUACAAAUGGGAUGUUGCAAAGGUUUGCGCUUCAUAUGUCAAGUCAAUCACAAGCGGAAAGGCUAGCUGA